CAAUUUUACUACAAUAGCAGUCCGUAAUCGUUGCGAUUGAACUUGAAAAAUGGAGGAAGAUUUCACUUGUAUUUCCUGUAAACAGUUGGCUCUGCCGGGAGGAGAAGUGCAAGAAGGGAAUCUUCACAUUAUAAUAGAAGAUGGAAAAAUAACUGCGAUCUUGGAUCAAGAAACAGACUUUGUGAAAGGAGCUGUAGAUAGACAUUAUGCUGAGAUUGUUACUCCUGGAUUUAUUGAUAUUCAUCACCAUGGAUUAGGUGGAGCUGAUGAUCUUUUGAUGUUCUGGCAACAUCCUGAGUAUACCCAGCAGAGAUUGCCAAAGUACGGUGUGACAUCCUUCCUAGCAUCUACUGUCUUUCCGGAGGACUUAGAGGGUGGCAAAGUCUUUGAAACACUCAGAAUUCUGGAGGGUAUCGUUGGCAAGACGGAUCGAGGAUCAACAUGUGAAGGCAUUCAUGCAGAGGGUCCUAUAGUCAAUGAUUUUGGUGGCCUACCCCCUGGUGAUCAAAGGAUGUCUAUAGAUCAGUUCACCCAUCUUCUUGAUGCCAUGCCUAGCUGUAAGAUGAUGACCAUCAGCCCUCACGUAGAUGCUCAGGACGACUACCAAAGAACAAAGAUUCUCCUCCAAAGAGGUAUUGUUCCUGCUCUUGGCCAUGACAGGGUAGCGAAAGAAGCUGAAAUCCUUGGUGCUUUGAAAUUAGACACAUCUCAACAAUUCCAUAUCACUCAUCUCCUUAAUGUAUGCAAUUUCCAUCACAGAAAUCCCAGUCUUGUCAAUUUUGGACUGACAGAUCGCUUUCCUAUGUUGCCUGGGUACCAUCAUCUAGCCCCGCCCACAAUUGAAAUCAUAGGUGACCUCUGUCAUGUGCAUCCACUUGCUGUUUCUAAUGUACUAAGUGCAAGACAUUACAGUCAGAUUGCAUUCAUUUCAGACUGCACUGCUGAAGCAAUCCCUAAUAUGAAGAUGUCAUAUAGUAAUAGAGAUAUGCAGGUUUCAGCUGAUGGUAAAUGUUUGGUGGUGAGCGGUACAACGACGCUAGCAGGAUCAUGCUGCUCAUGUCUAGAUGCCUUCAGAUCCCUAGUCAAAGUCUUUCAGGUUGGAUUAGGAAAAGCUGUGGCUAUGGUAGCAGAGAACCCAGCUAGGAUCGCCAAACUCAAAGGAGUCGGUCAAAUUGAAGUUGGAAAGCGAGCCGAUCUUCUUCUCUUUGACAUUGACCUCAAUCUCAAGAAAACGUUUAUCUGUGGUAACAUCGCAUACACUGCAACGUGAGAAGAAUAAAAAAAUGAUAAGUGUAGGUUUCUUGGGUAUUUUGCAUUCCAUUUUACAACAGUUUUGUGAGUCAAUUAUUUCUGUUGUUAUGCAUUGAUUGUUCAACCACUGCCAUAUAUUCUGAUGUAACCUAAUUAUGCUGUAAAGGAAAAGUUAAGGAUACUAUAUUGUGCUAUUUCGCCCAUCACAUCUUUAUGUUAACAUCAGGGUAGUCAAGGCUGGUACUUCCGAGUCAUGACGCCAGAGUGGAAAACCUCCCAUAGAAGUUGCACAUGUGACUCAGGCCAAGGCAACCAAAAUGUGGCCUCAAGACCACGCUCAAUAUCAUCCCUGGUUGAAAUCCCUCAGUAUGGAUUGAUUGUGAUGAUAUUAUGAAUAAAUUACCAUAUACAUGAUAAUGCAAUAAGUUUGAGAGGGUGCCAAUUUACCCCCCCCCCCAUGCUUGUAGGGAAUAAUGUAGUACUUCAAUAUAGUUCUGCAUGAAAUAUUCAUGAUUUGGCUCAGUUAACACAUAACUUGAAUAGGACAUAAGUGCGCCAGCUUCAUUUUCAUUUUGUUUCUCCAUUUCACCGUUUUCAUUAGAAUAUUUUGAAACCUAG
Lytechinus variegatus (green sea urchin) is the source of this 1869-nucleotide messenger RNA. Its product is annotated as N-acetylglucosamine-6-phosphate deacetylase-like. The record is from RefSeq and is a predicted model, not a curated record. Gene Ontology annotation, biological process: N-acetylglucosamine catabolic process. Gene Ontology annotation, molecular function: N-acetylglucosamine-6-phosphate deacetylase activity. NCBI's taxonomy places the organism in Eukaryota, Metazoa, Echinodermata, Echinoidea, Temnopleuroida, Toxopneustidae. The transcript has 10 exons. The coding region runs from base 50 to 1270 and encodes 406 amino acids.